CGUUGAGACACCCCACACGACACCAUGAUGUCCUCCACGCUCGCCGGUGCCAAGCUCCAGUGCCGCGCGCCUGCCCAGCAGCGCCGCGCCCAGCCCGCUGUGGUGGUGGCCGCCGCUGACAACCGCGCCGCCGCCGGCUUCGCCGCUGCUGCCCUGGCCGCUGCCGUGCUGAUCAACGCGCCCAUGGCCAAGGCUGACCUGACCUCUGACCUGAUGGCCAAGUCGUCGGAGAACAAGGCGCUGCACGACAAGCAGCGCCUGGCAACCAGCUACUCGAACUUUGCCCGCAGCCGCACCGUCAGCGACGGCACCUGCAAAUUCCCCGGGAACUGGUUUGGCUGCGACAUUGGCGCCGUGGCUGGCGAUGUCAAGUUUGUGGCUGACGACAUCAAGCUUGAGUGCACGGGCAAGGAGGCCGGCAAGUGCGCCAGCAACAUGAACAUCCUGAACAAGCGCCAGUAAGUGCCCGGCCUGCGAGGCAACAGCAGCUGCGGCUGGCGGAGCGCACGCCCUCCCGACCCUGGUGGCUCACUGUCUGGUCGCCGCACCAGUACGCCCUCGCGCCACUCCCACCCCGAGAAGAACUUGCCUUUCCUCUUUUUGUGCUCUUGUUACCAUUGCUUCCCAGCGUUUUGUGCAUGCUGCAAGGCCCUCGGGCUCCGCCCACCCAGUGUAACACUGAAUUGCC
Molecule: messenger RNA, 688 nt
Organism: Chlorella variabilis
Lineage: Eukaryota; Viridiplantae; Chlorophyta; Trebouxiophyceae; Chlorellales; Chlorellaceae
Exons: 5
Coding region: 25-462 (145 amino acids)
Biological process (GO): photosynthesis
Cellular component (GO): chloroplast photosystem I
Source: RefSeq, a predicted model, not a curated record